UGCCCAUCUCUCAGGAUGGGCCUGAACCAGCCUGACAGCGGGAGAGCGCCGGGCUUUGCUAAGUUCCUCCUGCCUUUCUUACCUCCAGAUCUGUUCACAACUGCCCACAAGGACUGCCCCCUGCCCCAGGGCACGGCCCCCCUGAACCCAGACUUGCGCUCCAGCCGCCCACCCAUCGCGGCUCCAGACCACGUCACUGGCAAGGACAAACAGAUGGAUUUCUGUUGGGAUCCUUGGCAGAGGUGCUUCCAGACCACCAACGGCUACCUGUCCGACUCCAGAUCCUGCUCCAGCAACUACAACGUGGCAGCCCUGGCCACCUCGUCCCUUGUGGGAGUGGUGCAGAGCAUCAAGGACCACAUCACAAAGCCCACGGCCAUGGCACGUGGCCGCGUGGCCCACCUCAUCGAGUGGAAGGGCUGGAGUGCCCAGCGCUCAGGCUGGGAGCUGUCCCCGGCUGAGGACGAGCAUUACUGCUGCCUCCCAGAUGAGCUGCGUGAAGCCCGCUUUGCCGCAGGGGUUGCCGAGCAGUUUGCCAUCACAGAGGCCACACUGAGCGCCUGGUCCUCACUGGAUGAUGAGGAGCUGCACCCAGAGGACAACCCCCAGGACAUCAUCCAGCUACAGGACCUGGAGAGCAUCUACCUUCAGGACAGCCUUCUGAGUGUCCCCUCUCAGGAUGACAGUCUUCUGGCCUUCUCCUCCCCCGGCCUCUCCCCCGAUGGCUGGCCCUCACCUGAAGAGCCCCCCUUCACAGCUGCUGGCUCACAGCCCCCCAGUCCCGAGCAGCAGCAUCGGCAGCGGCUGCCGGGGGCCCCAGGGCCGGAAGCUGGGGCCCGCCUGCAGGGCUCCCUCCCCUCGGUGGACAGCGGCUCCCUCUCGGAGGAGGAGGAGGAUGAGGUGUUCUAUAACUGAGGCGGAGGGGGUCCUGGAGCCUGCUCACACCGUGACCUUGCCUGGUGGGUAGCCCAGGAGUAUCAGGACACCAGAGUCUGGGCUGGGCAUCUCUUGACCCCUCAGGGCUGGCACAGGUGGGUGCGGCAGGGAUGGGGCCAGCACUCCUGGCAGACCACUGUGUGCUUCCGUGGACCUGCCCCCAGCAGUGGAAGCCGUAGUCCGCUUCUCUCUCUUGGCUCAGGCCGGCACCUUCCCCUGCAGCGUUUCUGCCAUCAGUGAGCUCGAGGACUCUCAGCAGACACUGGGGCAAGCCGCCCAGGCAGACAGCCACGGAAAGGCCUAGGAGACCCACUAGGGGAAGGGUCUGGGAACCCUGCCUGGACUCCAGGGCUCAGUCCCUCCCCGUCUCCCUCUGUGCUUCUGUCCCCCAUCAGAGGUGGAGAGGCCCCUUCUGGUAGCUAACAUCUGUUCCUUAGCUCUCUUCAUGAGGAUUCUUUCUCUGUCUGUUGGCCCCUCACUGUCUGAAUCUGCUCCCUGGUGCCCUGCUCCCCCUCCUUGCACCCUCCUCCCAUCUCCCUGAAGGUUCUCUGAAGACAUUAAAGCGGUGGAUUCACCCUGGA
This is a messenger RNA of Vicugna pacos (alpaca), 1517 nucleotides long. NCBI's taxonomy places the organism in Eukaryota, Metazoa, Chordata, Mammalia, Artiodactyla, Camelidae. The record is from RefSeq and is a predicted model, not a curated record.